This is a messenger RNA of Aspergillus heteromorphus CBS 117.55, 1822 nucleotides long. Its product is annotated as cytochrome P450. The record is from RefSeq and is a predicted model, not a curated record. The transcript is spliced from 2 exons. The coding region runs from base 257 to 1822 and encodes 521 amino acids. NCBI's taxonomy places the organism in Eukaryota, Fungi, Ascomycota, Eurotiomycetes, Eurotiales, Aspergillaceae. Gene Ontology annotation, molecular function: monooxygenase activity; oxidoreductase activity, acting on paired donors, with incorporation or reduction of molecular oxygen; heme binding.
CAUACUUUCACACGCUCCAGACCGACCCCGACUAAUCAAAAUCAUCCCUCUCUCCACUCUCCUGAAAGCCACAGACAGAUCUUCAUGUGUGCCUCGGUUGACCCAUCAUCGUCCAUCAUCCCAUCAUUCAUCCACUGCGGAUACUAUAAAGUUGCGAUUCCUCCCGUUCCAGACACAGACACCCCCCCAGCCUAGUGAGUGGUGGUACGGUACGUAUAUACGUAUAUACGUAUCUAGGGUUCAGAGUGAAGACACCAUGUCGACCCUCCUCUUCGUCGCGACGGUCACCCCCGUCCUGUACCUCCUGUAUACCCUGCUGCAGCGCUGGCAACACGCCCAGAACGCCCGCAAAUGGAACUGCCGCCCCAUCCCUCACUACCCGGGCGACAUUGUCGGCAUCAACACCCUCCAGGAGGCCCUGCAGCAUGACAAGGACCGCGAGCUGCCCCUGGUCACCCGCCGUCGCAUCGAGACCAUGACCGCCCGCCAGAAGCGCUACUCGCCCACCUACCAGUUCCGCCAGCUGGGGACUGACAUUAUUGUGUCGUGCGAGCCGAAGAACGUCCAGGCCGUGCUGGCCACCCAGUUCAAGGACUUUGAGCUGGGUGCCGCCCGGCGGAAUGCGAUGCAUUGGUUGUUGGGGAGGGGGAUCUUCACCGCCGACGGCGAACACUGGACACGCUCCCGCGCGCUCCUCCGCCCGCAAUUCACCCGCGACCAAAUCAGCGAUCUGGACCUGGAGGAGCGGCACGUGCAGCAAGCCCUGAAGGCGAUGCCCGUCGACGCCCGCACGGGCUGGACAUCGGCGACGGACAUCCAGACCAUCUUCUUCCGACUGACCAUGGACACGGCGACGGAGUUCCUCUUCGGCGAGAGCGUCGAGAGCCAAGCGGCGGCGCUGAACACCGCGACGCCGCAACAGCCCGACAGCUUCGCCGCCCAGUUCGACCGCGGCCAGUGGUACGCCGCGCAACGCGCCCGCUUCGAGAAACUGUACUGGAUCGUCGACAACAAGGAGAGUCGUGCGCUGGGCGCGGCCGUGCACGCCUACGUCGACCGCUUCGUCGCUGCCGCCCUGAACCCGGACCCGGAGAAGAAACUUUCUUCCUCCUCAACUCACUACACCUUCCUGCAAGGCCUCGCCGAAGCCACCCAAGACCCCGUCGAACUGCGCUCCCAACUCCUCAACAUCCUCCUCGCGGGCCGCGACACCACCGCCUCCCUCCUCAGCUGGUGCAUCCUCCUCCUGGCCCGCCACCCGGAAUACUUCACCACGCUCCGCGCCGCCCUCCUCGCCGAAUUCGGCUCCUACGCCUCCCCGCGCAACCUCACCUUCGCCAACCUGAAAUCCUGCCGUCCGCUGCAGAACUUCCUCAACGAGGUCCUCCGCCUCUACCCCAUCGUGCCCGGGAACCGCCGCACCGCCGUCCGCAACACCACCCUCCCCGUGGGCGGUGGGCCCGACGGCACCCAUCCCGUCUACGUCAAGAAGGGCACCCCGGUCUUCUAUAGCACGUUCGUCAUGCACCGCCGUCAGGAUCUGUGGGGGCCGGACGCCGAUGAGUUCCGUCCCGAUCGAUGGAUGGAGAGGAAGGUGGGCUGGGAGUAUCUCCCCUUUAAUGGCGGGCCGAGGAUCUGUAUCGGGCAGCAGUUUGCGCUCACUGAGGCCGGCUAUGUGCUGGUCAGGCUGUUGCAGCGGUUCGAUCGCUUCGAGGGUGUGGGGCCCACGAAGGAGGGCGAGAUUAAGAUGGCCACGAAUUUGACGCUCGCGCCGGGGGAUAAUGUUACGGUUAGGAUGAGGGUGGGGGGGAGGAUUGAGUGA